Solanum verrucosum is the source of this 294-nucleotide messenger RNA. RefSeq names its product auxin-induced protein 15A-like. The transcript has a single exon. The coding region runs from base 28 to 294 and encodes 88 amino acids. The record is from RefSeq and is a predicted model, not a curated record. Gene Ontology annotation, biological process: response to auxin. Lineage: Eukaryota; Viridiplantae; Streptophyta; Magnoliopsida; Solanales; Solanaceae.
UCGUUUGAAGUUACAAAGUAUCCCACUAUGGGUAUCAAAAUGAGUCCGAUUAUUCAAGGUACUAGAAUCUUGAGGAGGUUUUCAAAUUCCGGAGGUGUUCCAAAAGGUCAUUGUGCAGUAUAUGUAGGAGAGAGCCAGAAGAAGAGAUUCGUCGUGCCAAUAUCUUACUUGAGCCAACCUUUAUUUCAAGACUUGUUAACUCAAGCUGAAGAACAGUUUGGCUUCGAUCAUCAGAUGGGUGGUCUCACAAUACCUUGCAAAGAGGACGUGUUUGUUGAUCUCACAUCCUGCUGA